CCUUACCUUAUACCUUUACAUGCAUUCUUGUUAAACUGAACAGUCUAUUUAUCCCUCCACAGAUUCACUGAUUACAGCAUGGUUCUCAAGAUGGCUGAAGCGGCGGUCAACGCCAUUUUACCAUCCAAAUACUUCGUGCCCACCGCCGUAGCCAUUCUCGUCGUAGUCGUGGUACAUGCAUUUGCACAAGGCCGGACUACCUCUCGCGAACGUGAUCUUCAUGCUCGUACCAUUUUAAUUACAGGUGGUUUCACACCAUCGGGUUUGAUUCUUAUCCAGUCUCUAGCUGAAAGAGGGGCACAUAUAAUUGCCCUUUCACAGAAACCCAUCGAAUCCCCGGAGGUGGAUAUUCUGGUAACAUUGCUGCGGUCUUCGACGAAAAACGAUCAGAUUUUCGCAGAAGAAUGUGACCUCACCUCUCCCAACUCCGUGCGAUCAUUUUGCAUGCGUUUCUUGACUGGAAAGGAACAAAGAUUGGACGCUCUUGUUUUUGCUCAUGAAUAUCAGCAUAUAGGCUCUAUAUUCUCCAGUGACUCUGUCUCUUCUGCAUCCGAACAGAGACACGAGGCAUCGCUGGCCACCUUCCUGAUCAUCACACUCCUCCUCCCAGCUUUACUCGUUGCUCCAAUCGAACGAGACAUCCGCAUUGUAAACGUUGUCAAUCCCUUCUAUGCAGCAGCAGCUCCAUCUUACUCCCCUGUAAAACCUGUGGCCAAAUCGUCGUCUUUGUUUCUUCACGAGGGAAGAAGGUCUUUACAGAUGGCCAUCUUCACACGUCAUUUACAACGAAUUCUAGAUGCUCUACCAUCAGGAGCCCAAGUACCGAAAACCGAGGAAAACACGAGCACCGUCCAUGUAGUAAGUGAAAGGGUGCAAAAGUCCAAUAUUGUCGCCGUCUCUGUCUGCCCUGGUAUAAGCAGAUCGGAUACUAUUGCGCCUCUCUUGAGUGCUGACAGUAAUUCUGUUCGGUCUACGACUGGUAUAUUCUUCUAUAUCCUGUUGCAACCUUUCCUUCGACUUCUGACGAAAGCUCCUGCAUCGGCAAUACAGUCGAUUUUGCAUGUGCUUUUCCUUCCAACGCCUUUCAAAAGCGCACCUCUCAAGUCUGGGCCUAGCGAUCCAGUGCUGGGCGAUGCCCUCCCUGAAGAAGUUCUGAAGGCCGGGGCACUAUACAGAGAGUGUGCUGUUGUUAAUCUCAAAGUUCCUCCACUUGAGCGUCCACCUUCGUCGUUGGAUUCCGGCAAGAAAGGGGAAGAGAAAGAUAUUCCUAUACCAGACGAUGGCGAAUGGGGCGGCGUCGACCUUGGUCAAUCAGUAUGGGAGCAUUUUGAAACGGCAUUGAAAGAGUGGGAGAAGGCACACCCAGCGCCUGAUGAGAAGCCAUCUCAGGAGAGCUCAUCCCCACCAGAAUCCGUUGUCGGCUAGUUUACAUCUGAGUAAAAUCUACAUGUUACUUUACAAAGAUCAUACCGGACAUUUGGAAUGCCUGAACUGUUAUCCAGCUACAGUUCUUUGGACGUAUAUAUAAUAGAUAUCGAAUAGUUGUAAAUGCAGGUGAGAUAACUCCCGGAUACCAUCGUCCCAUCAUCAACGCUCUUCGUCUCAGGUAAAUAAAUAAAAAGUAUCAAGUGUCCAUAUCCUCUUUCUCCAUGCUCUCCACAACUGUUUCUAGUGCCACCUUUGGCUUGCGAAGCACCGUUAUUUGGAACUCUGCUUUACCCUCUUUGGACACCCUCUCCAUUCUACGCAGCCCUAGAUCGGUCGUGCAGAGGACAUGAUCAGUCCCUUGACUGUUCUCGUUUAGAACCUUGUCUUCCCCAAAGGCAUCGACCAUGGAGGCAGGGUUGUAGGUUUGUCCAGAGGGAAAGUGGAUGAUCUGUAGAUCAGCUGAUGUGACAUCCUCUCCUAUCGCCUUGUUCAAGCGAAGUGCCAUUUUGACAACAGUCAGCAACCUUUCUCCGAACUUUGAGGCGAACGUCCGAUAUGUCGCCUCAUAAGUUCCAGCGCAUCCAGCAGCGACCAAGACUUCGACGAGUGCGUCACUAAGGUGCGUAACCAAGGCUGCAGACACAUCAUCAUUCUCUCUAUGACCUAUGCGUUGUGCAUGGGCUCGUGUGAGCGCACGCCAUCUUCCUGCGACGGCUUGAUUCUCUAUGUCAAAAGAAAACGUAGAUCUCCGCCAGUGGCUGUUCUGCCUGCAAGACGUCAAAAUCCCAUGAUCCCACCAUCCACACAGAGUAAGCCGCCAUCGAAGCUUGUAGGGCUAUUUGAAUUAGCAUAGGGUCGUCGCUGUGUCGUAUGGUAUUCAACAGAUGGGCCAUCAUAGACCCCAGCAGGUCGUUAACCCUCGCGCUAGCUUCCGUCACGAUACCCUUAUCUGUUUGCUCUCGAUCGAAAUCAAAGGAAUCAGUAAUGAAGGCUGCCGUCUGCAUUAUCUCCGAGUUCAACCCUUCUACCAUUGCAAUCACCUCUGCACCCGACAAAAUGUCCGCCUUGGUUAGGAAAGCUUGUGCACCUUUGAGCUCACGAGUGCGUGUUUCCAGUAGUGCGUGCGUCUCGUCGCGUUGGGCUAUCAGGUGCACGAGUUCGUUCUUCAUCGCUUUGAUUUCUCUGUCCUGCGUCUCUGAUCGUUGCUUAAGGGAACCAUAUUCCGUCAAAGUCCGUUUCAUCGACUCCUGUAGAUCUCCUUUUUCCUUUGCCUCUCGCCACAGCUUCUCUUGUAGUUUCGUUUUGUCGUCACGCUCCCGCUGCAGCAGUUCCUUCAGCUGAUUAUUCUGAUCGUUAAGUCUCCGAAUAUCCUGCUCCGCCUUUGCGCGCUUUUCUUCCAAAUUUGUCAACUCGUCCCCAGCCUUCUGUAAUUGGUCCUCGAGUUCACUCCGCUUUCUCGCUUCAUCCUCUCUCUCUGCGAUUUCUUUUGACCUUGUGCUGUUUCGUGUGAUACUUGGCAUCCAUUGCAGCGGUAUGUAGCGUCUGACUGCUCGCUGCAUACCGAUGAUUAUAGGAAUUGGGAAGGCGAAGUACUUCCAGCUAGUUAACCCAACUGUCGC
Serpula lacrymans var. lacrymans S7.9 is the source of this 3047-nucleotide messenger RNA. RefSeq lists its product as uncharacterized. The record is from RefSeq and is a predicted model, not a curated record. The transcript is spliced from 5 exons. Bases 79 to 1425 code for a protein of 448 amino acids. NCBI's taxonomy places the organism in Eukaryota, Fungi, Basidiomycota, Agaricomycetes, Boletales, Serpulaceae.